This is a messenger RNA of Phalaenopsis equestris, 1945 nucleotides long. Its product is annotated as auxin transporter-like protein 2. Bases 81 to 1661 code for a protein of 526 amino acids. NCBI's taxonomy places the organism in Eukaryota, Viridiplantae, Streptophyta, Magnoliopsida, Asparagales, Orchidaceae. The transcript is spliced from 7 exons. The record is from RefSeq and is a predicted model, not a curated record. Gene Ontology annotation, cellular component: plasma membrane.
UCUCAAAACUGAACCACCAACUCUUCUCUCUUCCCCCAUUCUCCUUCCUUACCACAAAAACACUGAUAAAAGCAACAAAAAUGAGCUCAACCUUAAACCUCAAUGAUGACAAGACAGUAGAAACAGUCAUGGUGGGAAGGUACAUGGAAAUGGAACAGGAAGGAGAGAAGAAGACAGCCAAGUCUCGCUUCUCCUCCCUCCUCUGGCAUGGCGGCUCUGCUUAUGACGCCUGGUUCAGCUGCGCCUCUAAUCAGGUUGCCCAAGUUCUUCUCACUUUGCCCUAUUCCUUCUCCCAGCUGGGCAUGAUCAGCGGCAUCCUGCUGCAGCUUUUCUAUGGUCUCAUGGGAAGCUGGACUGCUUACCUUAUAAGUAUUCUUUAUGUAGAAUAUAGAACCAGGAAGGAGAGGGAGAAGGUGGAUUUCAGGAAUCAUGUUAUACAGUGGUUUGAGGUUCUUGAAGGUUUACUUGGAAAGCAUUGGAGAAAUGUUGGUUUGGUUUUCAACUGUACAUUUCUUCUCUUUGGCUCAGUUAUCCAGCUGAUUGCCUGUGCUAGCAAUAUAUACUACAUAAAUGAUAAGUUGGACAAGCGGACAUGGACUUACAUAUUUGGAGCCUGCUGCGCUACAACGGUGUUCAUCCCCUCUUUCAGAAACUACAGAAUAUGGUCUUUCCUUGGUCUUCUUAUGACCACCUACACUGCUUGGUAUCUCGCCAUUGCUGCUCUUCUUCACGGCCAGGUGGAAGGUGUGAAGCAUUCGGGGCCAGCGAAGAUGGUUCUUUACUUUACAGGGGCUACCAACAUUCUCUACACCUUCGGAGGCCACGCUGUUACUGUGGAAAUAAUGCAUGCUAUGUGGAAACCCCAAAAAUUCAAAUCCAUCUACCUCUUAGCCACCGCCUACGUCCUCACCCUUACCCUACCUUCGGCCGCCGCCGUCUACUGGUCGUUCGGCGACCAACUCCUCGAGCACUCCAACGCAUUCGCAUUGCUACCCCGCACUCCCUUCCGCGAUGCCGCCGUGAUCCUCAUGCUCGUCCAUCAGUUCAUAACAUUCGGCUUCGCCUGCACUCCCCUCUACUUCGUUUGGGAGAAGGCCGUCGGGCUCCACGACUGCCGGAGCAUGUGUAAGCGCGCCGCCGCCCGGCUGCCGGUGGUGGUUCCCAUUUGGUUUCUGGCCAUCAUUUUCCCUUUUUUCGGACCGAUAAACUCAGCCGUUGGAUCUCUGCUGGUCAGCUUCACUGUUUAUAUUAUUCCGGCUUUGGCUUAUAUGUCUACGUUCAGGUUCGGGCAUGCACGUGAGAAUGCAGUGGAGCCACCACCUAGAUGCUUUGGAGGUUGGAUAGGGGCCUACACCAUCAACACAAUCAUAGUUGGGUGGGUAUUAGUCAUUGGGUUUGGGUUUGGUGGAUGGGCUAGCAUGACAAAUUUCAUCCAUCAAAUUAACACAUUCGGUCUUUUUACCAAAUGCUACCAAUGCCCACCACCAUUGCCUCCUAUUUCGCUUCCUGUUGAUACGCCAGUUGUCGCCCCCUCGCCUUUCUCAUACAACAUUAUUUCUAACUCGAGCCAAUCUACAUUCUCUUCUUCCCCUUCACUUUCUCCUUCUGCCUCCUAUUUUCCUCAUCACUUUCACCAUCACAACUAUCAUCAUGGCCAUUGAUCUUCUAUCAAUCAUGUUGAGAGUUAAAGCUUGAUCAGAGAAGUGUUGGAUAAGUUAUUGGUUUCUUGUUUUGAUUACAAUUUCCUCCUCAGCUUCUGUAAUGCUUGAAUGGUAGACAAAGAGAAGGACAUGUUAGGGCUACAUGGAAGAAGGGCUACUCUCUUGGAAUUUGCACUUUGGAUAGGUAUUAAAUAACUAGCAUUUUUGUUUUAUUUUGAGUUUGAGGGAAUUGCUUUGAGAGAUCAUUAGAGAAGUAAUUGUUGGUGUAAUAGUUUGCUUUGUAU